Molecule: messenger RNA, 880 nt
Organism: Symbiodinium sp. CCMP2456
Lineage: Eukaryota; Dinophyceae; Suessiales; Symbiodiniaceae
Source: the annotation of a GenBank genome assembly
AUGAUGAUGUUUGAGCGCCUCGGUGCCCCGGGUGAGGAGAGCUCCAACGGCUUCAACAACGCAGGUACUGGACAUGCCGGAUUCAUGGAGCCCAACUACACCAAGGAAGUUAAGAACAGCGACGGAAGCCUGAAGACAGUCACCACCGACAAAGUCGAGCAUGUGUGCGAGCAGUUCCUGAGCAGCCGGCAAUACUGGGAGUACUUGACUCGAAAAGGUCUUCUGCCGUCACCCGACUCCUGGAUCCACCAGACGAACCACAUCGCACUUGGUGUGGGCAAGGAUCAGGUGGAGUUCAUCAAGAAGCGCUACGAAGCCAUGAAGGACAACCCCCUCUUCAAGAGCAUGGAGAUCUGCCUCCCACAGGAGAAGGCGAAGGCCAAGGAAUGGGCUCCGCUUAUCAUGAAGGGCCGCGAUGAAAGCGAACCUAUUUGCAUGACGAAGGUGCCUCAUGGAACGGACGUGGACUAUGGUGCUUUGACGAAGGCCAAGAUCGUGGCCUUCCAGGAGCUUGGUGGCGACCUUCGUUUGCACACUGAGGUAAGGGACCUGAAGAAGGGCUCCGACGGCAAGUGGACUGUGACCACCUGUGUGAAUGGAGCAGGCUCUGGGUGGGCCUACAACAAGGCCAAGUUCGUCUUCGUGGGCGCCGGUGGUUGGGCGCUGCUCAUGCUUCAGAAAGCUGGCAUCCCGGAGGUGAAUGGCUACAUGGCCCUUCCAGUGACAGGUGAUUGGGCGGUUUGCCAGAAUCCGGAGGUGGUGGCCCAACACAAGGUGAAAGUGUACGCCCCGGGUGCUCCGGGCGCUCCACCCAUGUCCAUGCCCCACCUGGACUACCGCACCAUCGGUGGGAAGGAGAUGCUGCUGUUCGGACCCUUCG